AUGGUUGCACGCGGAAGCAUCAUGAGCUGCUACAUAACGCAAACCAAGACAAAAGAGAGGAGAACCCAGCGACUGAAGAACACAGACAAGAGCGACAGGGAACGAGUACAUCACGGCACGAUUGCAACACUCAUCGCUCUGGCACCAGCAUCUCUCUGUUCCGUUAUCUUCCAGUUACUCUUAAUGGAAAGAAUGGAAACGUCCAACCUUUGCAUUUUAGACGAAGGAUCAAAGCUCACUCUCAUGGAUGAAGAUCUCGCUGACGAGUUGGGAUUGGAUGGAAUUGAAAACCCGUUAUACCUUCGAUGGACUGGUGGGACUGAGCGUUGCGAAGAAGGCUCCUGUACUACUACCGUUUCGAUUGCAGGCACAUACAGUGGAGCAAGAAGGUUUGAACUAAAUGAAGUGCGAACAGUAAAGGAACUCCAGCUGCCAACACAGUCGCUAGAUGCAGAGAACAUGAAAAAGCAGUUUCCUCAUCUGCGUGGCUUACCCAUUGAGUCAUACAAAUGCGCUCGUCCUCGAAUUUUGAUUGGCCUGAAGCACGCACAUGUGAGUCUUGUUCUGCAAAGUCGAGAGGGAAGGCAUGAGCAACCAAUCGCAAUCAAGACUCGAUUGGGAUGGACCGUAUGCGGUGGAAGCGAUGCAGAGAAUGCGCCUAACAUGGUACAUUACUCUUUUCAUGUAGGAAUGCGCGAAGGUAGUACGGAUGAAGACCUGCAUCAGGCUAUGAAGGAAUAUUUCGCUCUCGAUAGCCUUGGUGUGACAAAGUCUAGUGAAGCACUAUUGUCCUCUGAGGAUCAGCGUAGCUGUAGAUUACUGGAAUCACUAACGAAAUUCAACGGUGAACGGUAUGAAACAGGUCUGCUCUGGCGCUAUGACGACAUCCGUCUACCGGACAGUCGACCAAUGGCACUACGACGACAUCGUUUAUUGGAAAAGCGACUGCGCAAGGAUCCAGACCUAGAAAAGAUCAUGAAUCAGAAAAUUAAAGAAUAUCUUGAAAAGGGGUACAUUCGUAAACUGCCUAAGGAAGAAGACGUACGUUCCACCUCACGUCCCGAUCAGCUGUGCUCGCUGUUUGCCAUUCUACUCCAGUUCCGUGAGCAUUGCAUUGGACUAACCGGCGACAUACGUGAGAUGUAUCACCAGGUUGUAAUUCGGGAUCAGGACUGCCCAUGUCAACGAUUCUUCUGGAAGGACGACACUGGGGAAGUUGCCGUUUUCGAAAUGCGCGUAAUGACUUUCGGAGCGUGUUGCUCGCCCAGCAGCGCCCAAUUCGUCAAAAAUAUAAAUGCGGAACGGUUCACAGAAAAGUAUCCAAAAGCGGUUGACACCAUCAUCAAACGUCACUAUGUGGAUGACAUGUUAGUGAGCGUGGAGACGGAAGAGGAAGCUAUUCUUUUAGCGCAUCAAGUAAAAUACGUACACUCUCAUGGCGGGUUUGAAAUCCGUAACUGGAUAAGCAACUCCCCGGCAGUACUGAAAUCACUCGGAGAAAUUGACACGAAGACGAAGAAUCUAGACGUUUCAGCUGAACUAGCUACGGAGAAAGUAUUGGGACUAUGGUGGUGCACUCAAAAAGACACGUUUACGUUCAAAAUAGGAUGGACCCGUUAUGACGAAGCGCUGUUGACUGGAAGACGACGACCCUCGAAGCGCGAAGUGUUGAAAGUGCUCAUGACAAUUUUUGACCCCCUCGCCCACCGUGUUAGUGAACUACUCGAUACCACGGAGGCAAGAGAGUGGCGCUGGGUGCCAACGAAAUACAACGUUGCAGAUGAUGCCACCAAAUGGCAGGGACGACCUGAUCUGACCGUUGGUAGUAGAUGGUUUACUGGACCUAGAUUUUUAAGGCAGCCCGAAGCGGAGUGGCCGCAACAAACUCAAGUCCACAAAGCAACACGAGAGGAGCUGCGUACCCAUCUGGUUGCCCAUAUCUCACCGGUAUCACCAGCAAUUCCUAUCACAGACUACUCUAACUGGAGACGACUAAUCAAAGUAAUCGGCUUCAUACUUCGUUUUCCGGACAACUGUCGACGCCGGAUUCAGGGUCAAGCUAUCACCAAUGGUCCAUUACGUACAGAGGAAUUACGCGCAGCCGAAAAUAGUAUCUUUCGGUUAGUUCAACGAGAGUCCUACGCUGCGGAAAUUUCUAUCCUAACCCAAGGCAAGCAGAUCCCACAAAACAGUCAACUUUACAAAUCAACCCCGUUUCUGGACGACGACGGAGUACUGCGGAUGCGAGGCCGGACUUCCGGCUGUGCGUUCAUAAGCGAAGAAGCAAAAAAUCCAAUAAUCCUACCCCGUGAUCAUCAUGUUACCACUUUAAUCAUAGCACAUUAUCAUGCCAAAUACCACCACCUCAACCAAGAGACUGUAGUAAACGAAUUACGCCAGAAAUAUGUAAUCUCACGAAUCCGUGUAUGCUGUGCCAAGACCUGCCUGCCGCAAGGUUAG
This is a messenger RNA of Armigeres subalbatus, 2460 nucleotides long. RefSeq lists its product as uncharacterized. The record is from RefSeq and is a predicted model, not a curated record. The transcript has 4 exons. NCBI's taxonomy places the organism in Eukaryota, Metazoa, Arthropoda, Insecta, Diptera, Culicidae. The coding region runs from base 1 to 2460 and encodes 819 amino acids.